AUGGCCACUUUUGCAAUCGAUGGAAGUGCCAUCUGACGUGGCAGUAAACAAAAAUUCUCAUUUCAGCGGUGAAAGAAAACAUUUUAACAUCUCUCUCUAUAAAAAAAAAAAAAAUUAUUUCUAACAAGAACAUCAAUUAAAUUAUCGUUUUUGUCUUUAUUUUUAUUAUAUUUUAAAUCGUCCACGUGUUAAUCAGUGAUAUUGAUGGGAGUCCCGUCUUCCGCUGUCUUUUUUUGUGAAAUAGUGUAUUUUUAUAUAUAUAAAUAAGGAGAAAAAAAAGUGUCCACAGUGGCAAAAUCACGUCUCGGAUAAAUAUUGAAAUUCAUAUAUAAUCGAAACGUUAUAAAUAUCUGUUUCAAUUAUUAGAUAAAAAGAAAAAUAUGCAACAAAUUUAUUUUUUCCUUGGAAUCCUGGCCGUUGGCCUUCUUCCAUUCAUUUGUGCUGAUGAGCACAACCACAUUUACGAAGAUAAUGAAGAAGUAAUAUUAUGGAUGAGCACAAUUGGACCUUAUCACAAUAGACAAGAGACUUAUUCUUAUUCUUCGUUACCUUUUUGCAGAGGUUCAAAGCGUGUUAUUAAUCAUUAUCAUGAGACACUGUCUGAAGCCUUGCAAGGCAUUGACUUGGAAUUUAGCGGUUUAGAUAUUGAAUAUAAAGCUGAUAUCUCAAAAACGGAAUACUGUAGAAUUAUUCUAACCGAAGAGAAUUUAAAACUAUUUAUAUAUGUUGUGAAAAAUCAGUAUUCAUAUGAAAUGUAUAUCGAUAAUUUGCCCAUUCGAGGGGUAGUUGGUACUCAAGAAGAGAAGGAUGGAGUAACUUCGUAUUAUAUGUAUACACACAAAAGGUUCGAUAUUGGCUACAAUGGAAAGCAAAUUGUGGACGUUAAUUUAACAACCGAUGGCCAAGUGAAAUUGACUCCCGGUGCCCACUUUAUGUUUACAUACGAAGUGAAUUGGAAAAAGAGUACGACCAUUUUCGAAGAUCGAUUUGACAAGUAUCUGGAUCCUAAUUUCUUCCAACACAGAAUCCAUUGGUUCAGUAUAUUUAACAGUUUUAUGAUGGUAAUUUUCCUGGUGGGACUUGUUUCGAUGAUUUUAAUGCGAACAUUGAGAAAAGAUUAUGCAAGGUACAGUAAAGACGAGGAUAUGGAUGAUAUGGAAAAAGAUUUAGGCGACGAAUACGGAUGGAAACAAGUUCACGGUGAUGUUUUUCGACCGGCAAGCCAUCCAAUGUUGUUUUCCGCUUUUAUUGGCGCAGGUUAUCAGAUAACAGUUGUCGUAUUCAGUGUGAUUGUUUUCGCUAUUCUUGGUGAAUUAUACACGGAACGUGGAUCAAUGCUAUCGACGGCAAUAUUUGUUUAUGCAGCGACAUCGCCAAUAAAUGGUUACACCGGUGGCGGUUUAUAUGCACGAAUGGGUGGACGAAUUUGGAUUAAACAAAUGUUGCUUAGCGCAUUUUUGAUACCCGCACUUGUAUGUGGCACGGCAUUCUUUAUUAAUUUCAUUGCCAUGUAUUAUCACGCGAGUCGUGCAAUUCCCUUUGGCUCAAUGGUGGCAGUCACCUGUAUUUGCAUUUUUGUCAUUCUUCCAUUGACAUUGGUGGGCACAAUAUUGGGAAGAAAUCUCGCCGGUACACCGGAUGCGCCUUGUCGCGUUAAUGCAGUGCCAAGGCCAAUUCCAGAGAAAAAAUGGUUUAUGGAACCAUUAGUGAUUAUUAUGCUUGGUGGAAUUCUACCGUUUGGCUCAAUUUUUAUUGAAAUGUACUUCAUCUUUACGUCAUUUUGGGCGUAUAAAAUCUAUUACGUUUAUGGUUUCAUGCUUCUAGUAUUCAUUAUUCUUAUCAUUGUCACAGUGUGUGUUACAAUUGUCUGCACUUAUUUUUUGCUGAAUGCCGAAGACUACAGAUGGCAAUGGACAAGUUUCUUAGCAGCAGCUUCCACAUCGGGAUACGUUUAUCUCUAUUCAUUUUACUAUUUCUUCUUUAAAACGAAAAUGUACGGACUCUUCCAAACAGCAUUCUAUUUUGGAUAUAUGGCACUAUUCAGUAUGGCUUUGGGCAUUAUGUGCGGAACCGUUGGUUAUAUUGGUACCAAUACAUUUGUUCGCACGAUAUAUUCGACUGUUAAGAUAGAUUAAGCGUUCGAAUUUUUAUCAAAGUGUGUAAUAAUUAUUGCACACUUUUUAAAAUGAUACUUAUUCGCGUCAUUGUGACGUUCAUCUUUCUUAUCUCUCACGGGGAUUGUAAAAAAAUCCUCGAUGAAAGAAACGAAGAUUUUUUUUGAUUCGUGUUAUAUAGUUAUUUUUUGUAUAUUAUUAACGACAUAUUAAAUUUCGAGAAAAAAAAGGGACAAUUAGUUUCUCUCACUUACUCUCUCUCUUAAAUAAAAAAAUAAAAAAAAAAAAAAAAAAAACAGCAUUAAUAACUAGUCAUUAAAACAGAAUUUCAAAAAGAAAUUUAAAAAGUCGUUAAAAUUUUACUAAAAUAACCAAUAUAAACGAAAAUCAUCCAAGCUGUACAGUGUUUAAUACUUUAGUGAUUCAUAAGAUUUCGAUAAAUAAUCAUUAGGAAUUCCUUCCAAAAAAAAGAGAUGAAAAAAAAAAAUGGAAAAAAGAAGGAAAGAAAGAAUGUGUAAUCGUGAAAAUUUUGAAAUUGCUUGACGCAGUUAACAAAAAAUGUGAAAGAAGGGAGCUUUUUAAAUACAAAAAAAAAAAAAAAUGUGGUCGCGCAAAAUAUCAACUAUUAUAUAUACAAGAUAAAAACAAAUUAUAUGUAUAGAAUGGUCUUGUGUGUGUUUACGUAAACCUCUUGGUUUAUUUAAAUUGUCAAAACGCUGCCUUGUUUGUGAAUUCUGUUCUGUCAUGACAUGUAAAAGCAAAUGAAAUGACGUGGAUCUUGCAAAUUCGAUUUAAUAAUAAUAAUAUCGAAUGUCAGAAUUGAAAAGGUUACUAUAUUUAUGAGUAUUGUGAAGCUGAAUGGAAAGAAUGGUAUAAUAAAUAAUUUAUUACAAAA
Molecule: messenger RNA, 3009 nt
Organism: Leptopilina boulardi
Lineage: Eukaryota; Metazoa; Arthropoda; Insecta; Hymenoptera; Figitidae
Gene: TM9SF3
Product: transmembrane 9 superfamily member 3
Exons: 9
Coding region: 381-2135 (584 amino acids)
Biological process (GO): protein localization to membrane
Cellular component (GO): membrane
Source: RefSeq, a predicted model, not a curated record